Molecule: messenger RNA, 5945 nt
Organism: Durio zibethinus
Lineage: Eukaryota; Viridiplantae; Streptophyta; Magnoliopsida; Malvales; Malvaceae
Product: cell division protein ftsH
Biological process (GO): proteolysis
Cellular component (GO): chloroplast thylakoid membrane
Molecular function (GO): ATP hydrolysis activity; ATP binding; ATP-dependent peptidase activity
Source: RefSeq, a predicted model, not a curated record
AACAAAAGCCUUAGCCCUCGGUCCGCCGCAAGUUUUGAGGCCACACAUUCGUGCAGCACAAGUACCUGAUCAAUUCGUCCAUUGCUUUAAGGCCGUUAGAUCUUUUGCAAAAGAAUUUAAUGCCAGCAUAGAAAAUAUAUAAAAUAAAUUUUAAGAAAAAAAAAAGAGAGAAAGCUCUCACCAUUCAUUCCAUUGCUCAGGUAAGAAAUAAAAAACCCUCUGUUGGCUUAAAGGUACCAAAUUUCUGGUUUCUAUGUAGCUUUAGUUGGUUUUCUCUCUUCCCAAUUUGUUGUUGUUGAUGUACAAGAGACAUGGCUAGUUUUAGUGUUGUUUGCAAUAGUGGGUUUUUUGUUAGUAAUGAAAACUUGGUAACUGAUAGGGCAAAACCCAAGUCUAUUAGGAGAUAUACUAGCUUUUCAUAUGCUUCAUUCUACUUUCCUUCACUUGGAAUAUGUAGCUAUAACCAUUGCAAAACCCAGAAUUUGUUUGCUUCUGGUGAUAAUAGCUUUAGGUUGGUUAGUAAUGGAAGAAGAAAUGAGGUUCCUUUAUUUGGUUUUCAAGCUUGUUGCAAGACACAUAAUGGGUUAUUGGUGAGGGCAAAUAGUGGUGAUAACAAAACCCAAGUAGGAAAAAGAGAAAGUAGUGAUGUGAGAAAGAGAUUUUCGUUAAGAUUGUGUCCCAGGCUGCGGUUAUUAACAAUAAGAAUGAAGAGGAUUUCAGUUAGAUCGAUGUUAUAUGAUAUUGCUGUGUUUCUACGAAAGAAUAUAAGAAGAGUUACUCUUUACAGUACAAUAUCUCUAGCAUUGGGAAUGUGCUAUUUGUUCUUGAAAUUCACUGCAUUGCCAUCUCCUAAGAUUGUUCCAUAUUCAGAGUUCAUAACAAGCCUUCACAGUAGUUCUGUGACAAAGGUUUUGCUUGAAGAGGGUUCUCGUCGUAUAUAUUUCAAUAUGGAUUCUAAAAGUGCUGAAAAUACUCAAUUGGAAGAAGAAUCAUUGGCAGGGACCGAUUCAACUGAAAUCCAAGCUGGUACGGCUGUAAGAGAGGAUGGUGUGGAUGGUAGACAAUUGCAAAAACAAGGUCUAUUCAAGAAAUUUUCGAGACCUCAAACUUCUACUUCUGAGUGGCAGUAUUUGACAAGAAAAAUUGAUCAUGAUGAAAAGUUUCUUCUUAGUUUGAUGAGAGAAAAGGGAACAACUUAUAGCUCAGCUCCUCAAUCAGUUCUAAUGUCAAUGAGGAGUACUUUAAUAAUGAUAAUAUCCUUGUGGGUUCCUUUAAUGCCUUUGAUGUGGCUGCUGUAUCGUCAACUCUCUGCUGCUAAUAGCCCUGCAAGGAAGCAGCGUCCAAAUAACCAGGUUGUUGGGUUUGACGAUGUGGAGGGAGUUGAUACUGCUAAGGCAGAGCUUAUGGAGAUAGUUUCAUGCCUUCAGGGAUCUGUAAACUACCAAAAACUGGGAGCAAAAUUACCUAGAGGUGUGUUGCUAGUGGGUCCCCCAGGAACAGGGAAGACAUUGCUGGCUCGCGCAGUUGCUGGAGAAGCAGGAGUUCCUUUCUUCAGUGUAUCAGCAAGUGAAUUUGUGGAAUUAUUUGUUGGUAGAGGAGCAGCUCGAAUCAGAGAUCUUUUCAAUGUGGCAAGGAAAUCUGCACCAUCGAUAAUAUUUAUUGAUGAGCUUGACGCAGUUGGAGGGAAGCGUGGUAGAAGUUUCAAUGAUGAACGAGACCAAACAUUGAACCAGUUACUGACUGAAAUGGAUGGAUUUGAGUCGGACAUGAAAGUGGUUGUUAUUGGGGCAACUAAUAGGCCAGAAGCAUUGGAUCCAGCCCUCUGUCGCCCUGGUCGCUUCUCAAGAAAAGUAUUAGUGGGGGAACCAAAUGAGGAAGGACGGAGAAAGAUUUUGGCUUUACAUUUGAGAGGAGUUCCUCUAGAAGAAGACACACAACUUAUUUCUAUGUUAGUUGCUUCACUGACCCCAGGUUUUGUAGGUGCUGAUCUUGCAAACAUUGUCAAUGAAGCCGCAUUACUUGCUGCUCGUAGAGGUGGUGAAACCGUUACAAGGGAAGAUAUAAUGGAAGCUGUUGAGAGAGCUAAAUUUGGGAUUAAUGAUAGGCAGCCUAGUACAAUAGGCAAGGAGCUUGGGAAACUUUUCCCAUGGAUGCCUUCCUUAAUGGGAAGGAGUGAUAUAAGACAGGAUGGUUUGCAAGGGCCUUUGGGCUAUCAAACUUUGAGCUGAUAAGUGCUACUUUCUUAGUGCUUAUACUGUAAUUUGUUGGUUAUAUGAUUCUUCAGAUACUUUUAAUAUAUGAAUCUGAAAACAAUUUUGUUUUAUUUAAAAUUUUUGUGGAAGAGAUGUCUAUUGGAAAUGAUGGAUUAGAUUCUGCUUUGCUUCUUAUGAUUCAGAUAUUAAUAUCCAGAUAUCCUCAAACCAUGGUCAAAUAACUCAUCAACAAUCAGUCUCAUUAAUGUUUAUUAUAUAAAUGGCUAUGCUCACACUGAUAUUUAGCCUGUGGAGAAGACCCAAAAGUUUGGUCAUUAAGCUGUUGGUCACUUUACCAAAAAUGAUAGUUGGCAAUGGUUUUUUUCGUUCAUUGACCUGGUACAUUACUACUGUCUAACAAGUAAUGUUUAAGUCCCAAAUUUUUAUAUAUGAAACAGAGGGUGUAAAUUAACAUCAUGUUUAUAUCCAUUCUCGAGCCCUUCUGCAACAACUGAUAAAUUCAACAGUGAAAACCUUGGUUAGAAUCAUAAAAUAGAACUAAGCCUUGAGAUGCAAAAGAAUGUUGACCACUGAUUGUUGAGGGCUACUGGAAUUAUUUGACCACUUAGCAAGUAUGUCGUGUAAUUUUCUGCUACCCAGUUGUUGUUUAACACUUGAAACAUCCUAGUCUGAAAUAUGUAAUAGCUAUUUACAAUGAUUUCAAACAAGGCCAAGUUAUGAAAUAGACUUGCAAAAUAUAAAGCCAUAAAUGCCUGGCUAAUUCUUCCAAUGUAUUUCUAUGCUUAAACUUAUAAGCUUGGUUAUUCUGCUAAUUUGACAAUAUUAAUAUAUAAAAUAAAAAAGUAUGUUGUUAUCAAUCAGCAUGUUAUCUUUCGUUGCAUUAUUGCUUUUUGAAUUUGUGGAUUGAAACUUAUCAUUGAUUGUUACAACCUUUUUUUUUUUUCUUGUCUCUUUUUUGCUUUCUGUUCUUGUUAUACAUUUCUUAAAAUUAGGAUAAAUUGGUAAGUUCAAUAUAAAGUUCCAGAAAUUAUAUGUACCUCUUCAGAAAUAAUAGAUUUUCCAAAUAAAUGAACAACUGUAUAUGCGAAGAUCUUGUUAUGCUUGUGCGUCUCCCUUUCAAGGUUCUGCAUUGGCUCAUCAAAUAGAAGAGAUUGCUUAUUAUUUUGCAGGAGACAUGGAGUGCAAAGCAAAGAUCUGCAGCUCAGGUUUUCUUUUUUCCCAUUUUUCAGGAUCUGAAGCUAAAGAACAUAUUAAUGUUUUACUUGAUUUUGUUGUUCAAUUGGAAAUUUUGACUAAUAAAUUUUGUAUUUGCUUUCAUUUGUUGAGAAAUGAAAAGGAAAAUGGUCUGGUUCUGCAAGCGAGCUUAACUUAGCAGAGGAUGAUGCAACUUUUUGCUGCAUCCUGAGAAGCAUAUCAACCUGGACUUAGGGUUUCUCAGUUUGUUUUCUAUAAGUGAUCUGCAUUGGACUUAGGUUAGGUAAUGGGGGAGUUAAUCAUGGUUUUUCUGGUCUCGCAGGGCUGAGUUAUUUGGUAAGCUGAACCAAUUUUAUAGCCUCAAUAGAAAUUUGUCUUUAACCUUGUACAGUUCUACAUCUAUAAUUAUGCCUUUCAGAGUGAGCCAAAAUACCAUGUAAGUAUGUUUCUGUGCUUGUUAAUGCAUCUGGAUUUUGGAACAUGUUGCAAUGUUUAAAGACUAAUACCCCAAGGCAACAUAGAUGUGACUUUUUAAUGUUUCCUUUCUUUUUAAAUGUAUUGUCUCUUCUUCCUUUCUUUCUUUCUUUCUUUCUUCCUUUCUUUUUUUUCACAUUUCCUGUUCACUGUCUGUGAUGUUACUGAAUUUUCUUCUUUCCUCCUUCAAAAAGAAGAAUGCUUUCCUUCCUCUUCUUUUUGCUCUCUUUUCCUAGUUGGUGAUAUGAAUUGGAGGCCUUAGGUUUAAUUUUGCAUUGAAUAGCAUAAAGUCGUUUUAAUGUGCCUAUGUCUAUGUUGUCACCAUGUUCAUAAAAAUGGUUAGUUACCGGAUUGCCUUUAUACUGUCAGUUCCAACAUUUAGCUUCUAUUGGUUCUCAUCCAGGAUAUUUCUUGUAUCAACCCCCCUAAGCUCACAUGGGAAAGAGAAAGAAUGCUAGGAAAGCGACAGGUUCCAACCAUGGGGCGGGUUUUUGAACAAAUUAAGGGGGUGGCCUUGGAAGAAUUGCCUUGUCUAGCUAGACGACAAGCACAGCAGAUGCAUACCUGUGAAGCAGGCAUCUUUUUUUUUUUUUUAAUUUCUAUACAGAAAUUAAAUUUAUACUCCCAUCUGCUUGUUGCUAUCACAUGUGAUGUGUUUAUAGGUGGCAACAGGUAGGGCCUGGUCCAAUUGCUUUGGUUUGAGUCAUCUUUGGUUUGGGUCAUUUCAAUUUCACACAAUAUUUGGUUUGAUUGUUUGAGUUUGGGUCUGAUUUAGGUUCAAGUUAGAAUAAAUUGAUAAAUAAAAUUUCAUUUUUAGUAUUAAGUUCAAAUUAUUACGGUUUUUGACUGCAUUGAUCUCAGAUAAUUUUAGAUUCAACUCAUUUCAAGUUAGGAUCAUUUUAGGUUUAGGUGGGUUGGGAUUUACUCAGGUUUGGGUCUUUAACUUUUUAUUUAAUUUGGGUUUGAAUUUGAUUUGAGUUAUUUUGGCGAGUUUUAGAGUUUGGUUUUAUUAUCAUCUUUAGUUACCAUACAUAUGUCAAGUAUUCUAUAUUCACUUUAAGAUUCCACUUACAAGGAGCUUGAAUUCGUUUUCCAUGUGAAACACCUUUCUCAAGGUCUCAUUCAUCUCCCUUUUAUAUUAUUUUUAGCAAUCUCUUUCACAAAAGGGAAUCUGAAUCAACUAAAGUAGAAUCUUUAACAGCCUUUUUGUUCAGUCCAUCCAUUAGCGAGUGGUUGAUUGCCAUAGUGCAGUGUCAUUUUCCUGUGAGGAAUUGCCGUACACUACUAGUCAUAACCACACUAGUAGUUUCCCAAUUGAUUAGGACUCCCACUUGGCUUUGACUUUGAUAUGCACUUGCAAUUUUGAUCUUAAUUUUUUUGGAUUCUCUCCUCGUACUCUUUGCCUUCACGCGAUAUGCAUAAAAUACAUUUAGAAGAGAAAGUUAUGCUUGGCACUAUUUAAGAAAGUAUUAUUAUUCUCAACCAAUCUUUCCCAAGUUUUAUGCUUCUGAUUUGAUUGACAAAGUAGGUUAUGCAAUUGGUGAUAGCGUAGUUCAUAAGUGAUGAUUCAAAUUUCAAUAUAUGUAACUUUUUUUAUCUUCAGUCAGUUCUUAACGAAUUUAUUCCUGUUUUUGUGAUCCAUGAAAUUUAGCCACAUUUCAUUUAGUUUCAAGCCCUUAUAUUACCAUCAUUAUUUUCAUUUGGUGAAUGAGAAUGCUGGUUCAACUCUUCAAAUACAUGCCCUUCAUAAUCAGCUUUGGUAUCUUGUUCCUUUUGACUAAUAAUAAAUGAAUGGGUGUGCCUUCCACAUCAGUCUAGCAUCAGCUGUCAUCUCUUAUUUGAAGAUGGAAAUAGUUUAGCUUACACGAAACUUUCAUGCUACUACAUAACUUUUGGAACUAACAUUAUUAUAUGGAUUUGAGCCUACCGACCGAUUCAGAUAGCAUUGGAAAAAAGGAUUUAUAAUAGAACUUGUGAUUUCUUGAAGGUUGAAAGUGAUGGCAUUUUUGUUUCAGUUUGAUGGGGUUGAUGGACUUUGAAUUAUGUUGACUGUUAAGCUGAAAG